This is a messenger RNA of Cuculus canorus (common cuckoo), 2145 nucleotides long. RefSeq names its product prolactin-like. The transcript has 4 exons. NCBI's taxonomy places the organism in Eukaryota, Metazoa, Chordata, Aves, Cuculiformes, Cuculidae. Gene Ontology annotation, biological process: response to nutrient levels; positive regulation of receptor signaling pathway via JAK-STAT. Gene Ontology annotation, cellular component: extracellular region. Gene Ontology annotation, molecular function: hormone activity. The coding region runs from base 109 to 774 and encodes 221 amino acids. The record is from RefSeq and is a predicted model, not a curated record.
CCCGCGGGCUGCCCACGUCAGGGCAGACCCGUCACGGCCCUCCCGCAUCCCCGCCCGGCAUAUAUAGGGGAGGCGGGGGUGAUCCGGGCAGCGGGGCUUGGCGGGGCCAUGGCUCUCGCAGCGCUGCGGGGCCCCCCGCGCCCCCCGGCGCCGCUGGCGCUGCUGUGGCUGCUGCUCUGCGCCUCGGGGCACGCCGGCGGCCGCCUCCUCACGGUGGCUGAUCUCUUCGACCGGGUGAUCCGGCAUUCGGGCAGGAUUCACAGCCUCUCCACGGCGCUCUACGCCGAGCUGGAAAAGCGCUUUCCUCCCCGUGACAACGAGCUGGGGAAGCCGUCUCGGAAGUGCCACACUUCGGGGAUGCCGACCCCCAACGGUAAAGAAUACGCCCAGAAGAUCCCGAGAGAAGAACUAACUCACUUAAUACUGAAACUUUUGCAAGCCUGGAAAGAACCACUUUCUCACUUUAACCAGCAUAUUGAGCAUCAUCAAGAGCUUCCUGAUGACAGCCUUAGCAAAGCUAAGCAAAUCAGCAAUAUGGUACAUGAGCUGAAGACUGGAGUUGAGAAAGUAACAGAAAAGAUGCAGUCAAUGGGGAUCAUCAGCAAUUCAUUAAAUGGGAUGGAAUCAUCUGAAGCUGCUGGUUUAUCAAAUAGUAAUGAAGCAAACAUGAUGAGUGACUCUGACUUCAUUCACUGCUUCAGGAGAGACUCCAAUAAAGUACAAAGCUACUUAAAAAUCCUUAAAUGUAGGAUCAUGCCAGAAAAUAGUUGCUGAGUUGUAAUCUCUUGACAAGUAGUCUUCAGCAUGUUGUUUAUAAAGAUGAAAACAUAGAACUAUCACAUUUACAGUAAUUUUAAUAGGAAAGUGGGUUUGAAAUUUUUUGGCAGCUACUUGACACAGUUGAUCUAUGCAGAUGAAAUAUUAAAGCAUCAUGUGUGUAUGUGGGUUAAUGCACCAGAUAAAAAGGAGUAGCAGUAGAUAAAUAAAUGUCCUUGCACAUUACUCUGUGAUGGACUAUAUUAUGGCUGAUUCACUCUGCUGAACAUUGCUUAACACUGAAGAGUGGUAUUGCUGUCAAUCAGUUCAUGUAACUGCAGGGCCCAAGGUAGACUUUUAUGUUCACCUAAUACUUAUUAAUUAAUUUCUCUAGUCUUUUACAAAUGCCCCAGAAGAUCUAGUUCCUAGCACUUUUAUUCAUUUUCAAUGCUCUUUUAUACCUGUAAUGGCUUUGUUGAUUUCAUGGAAACCCCUAAAGAAAAAGUUUCUAUCUGCAAGGUAAGUCUGGUCCAAAUACUAUUUCAGAGGGAGGGCUGAAUAUGGCUGAUGUAGCGAUAAGUCUCUUUCCCAUAACAAGUGCUGACCCAGGGCCUGAGUUUGACAGUAAUGAUGACAAACUCCAGAGCAAAUAAAAAUCUGAAAGCUGUCAGAUAUUUGCCAGCAAUCACAUUAUCCUAGCAGUGGCAUAGUGCUGGUAGCUGUUCAUAGAACAAAGCAUCUUUGCAUUCAGAUCCUAAAUGAGCCAUUUGAGCAGGCAUUUAUAAUCAACAUGGAUUUAACUUUAAUAUUCUUGACUUGUUUCAUCCCUGAAUGCUGUUUUUUGGCCUCCUCUGAUCUUGAUGCUUGUUCACAGUAGCUGGAGCUUGGGCUGCCAAGAAUGGAGAGUAAAAUGCUAAUGAUUAUUUUAAAAGUUAUACUGGAUUUGGGUUUGAGAUGCUCAGCAGGAAAAUGUUUCAAAGAAACAUUUAUGCAGAACAGAGGUACAGCCUUUUCAGAUAAAUCUCUGUAACUUCCAAUAUCCUUAGAUAUCUACCAUUUAGCAGGCAGCUGAUGUCCUUUCUCAGCUAGAAGCCAUCAGUGUUCACAAUUCAUACUUGAUUGCUGAUAUGCCCAGUAUAGUGGAACUGCAAGGGGUUAUAUGGUGCCUGCCCUCAAGUUACUAGCUGCAAUUCCUUAAGCAGUACACAUAACAUAACUACAGACACAUAACGAAACAAUAGCGGUAAUGUGCAGAUUUUGAAGAAAUUCUGCAAACAAAACAGCUCCAAAUAGAGUAAAAGGCUCCUCUGGGCAAACACAGUCACAGUAGAUGAUAGAAUCAUAGAAUAGUUUGGGUUUGAAGGGACCUUAGAACAUCCAGUUCCAACC